AAUAUGACCGCAAGGGGUUUCUGGAGUCAGUUGACGUCGUCGCUCUCGUGAGGCGCGCUGGAGGCAACACGCAGACGUAUUUUUUGGGGAACUUUCGUCGAAAAGGCAUAAUAACGCGAACGCAGUGUUUAUGUUACUAAAAUUCGUCGUAAAAACAUGCUGGAUCCCUGGUUUUAUCACUGGUUCUUUUUUACUUGGUAGCCCGUUAGGUAGUUGAAUAGCCAGCUGGAUCAUUUUUGCAACGCUGCUGCUGGCCAAAACUAAGUUAAUCAAUCUUUCCAGGGAUUUAAGAUCCAACGAUAUUUUAUUGGACCAUUUUGUAAAACGAAGUAAAGCCGUCGUUUGAAUCCUUCCCAUGCCCAGCUAACUAACUGGACUACAGCUAGUCAGCCGGGGCUCGCUGCGCCCAAGCCGGGCGAAGAUUGACGCUGCACGGCGUCACACAACUGAAGAGGAUCGAGGUUAUCAGGCGACAAUGCUUGAAAUAAUGUCCGAGCACCAAGAUUCAUUACUGAAGUGCAAAGCAGAGACUCUGCCAUCAGAGAGAAGAAAGAGGACAGUGGAGGACUUCAACAAGUUUUGCAGUUUUGUUCUUGCAUAUGCUGGUUACAUCCCUUCUCCAAAGGAGGAAAGGCCAUGGUCGCCAGCAUCCUCCAGUUCUCCAAACAGCUCUGGUGCUUCAGGUGAAGGCAGUGUUUUAGGUGGAGCGAGUUCUAACAUGGCUCCCAACUGGAGUCACGGCACGUCAGACUUGCACACCAUCCACACAUUCGUUCGCAAGGCUCGUGCCAAUAAGAGCAGCAAGAGCAUGCGGCGGCUGUCGUCUGACAGCGCCCUGAUGGACAAAAUGUGUUUAAAAGACCCUUUCUAUGAGGGCCAGGUCGCCAGCAAAGCUGAGCGCAAAAAGGACAAGAAGCUGAAGCGUCUUUCUCUUGGUUCAGGCGCUGGUGACAGCAGCAGCAGCGGUGGCGAGAAGCGUGCAAGGAUCAAGCGCAGUAAAAACCCCAAACAGUCCAAAGCCCUUAAGAAGCUUAAGAGCUCGGCCCAAAGCGAGACAGACUCAGAGAACGGUCUCGGGCAUGGAGAGGAGCGUUUGGACCAGGGAGCAGUGACUGAGCGCAGACUACAGGCCCAGGUAAAAGAAGAAAAGGAGGAAGCCACCAGAGAGGCAGAUAUGAGUUCCAGUGAGGGAGAGACUUGGAUAGCGGAUGAAGACAUAAUGGUGGAGUCAGGGGAUGAUUCGUGGGAUUUGAUCACCUGUUACUGUGGUAAACCGUUUGCAGGACGGCCCAUGAUUGAAUGUAGUCAGUGCAGCGUGUGGGUGCACCUCUCUUGCGCCAAAAUUAAGAAGUCUAACGUCCCUGACAUAUUUAACUGCCACAAAUGCAGAGACUCUCGACGGUCAAGUCAUAAAAAAGACACUUAGAUGAGAGUGAUCAUUCCCUCAAAGCUCUGAGUGUUCCCAGUUCUCCAGUUUUUGUAUCCAAAACCAUUUUCGGUUUCAAAAUACAUUUUUUCCUCUCUUUCUAGUUACUCCUUACAUGUUUUACACUCAGUAGUCUCCAUUACAGAGUUCACUGAGAAAUAAUGUUUGAACUGAUCUCUUACCUCCCGAGUUGGUAAUUGAUCUUGGCUCAUUUGUAACUGUUCCAGAGAUAUGUAAGCUAUCCUUGGUCACAUCAAAUUGUCAUUUGUUUAAAAUAAGCAGCUUGCAUAUUUAGUAAGUGACACUUUUUUUUCUUUGUUGGAAAAGUUAGAGAACACAGCCACACUACAUUUUCCCAGAUGUAUACUAUAUUGGUAACUUUGGUACUACAAGAGUCUAUUUCAAAGUUAAAAUAUAUAUAUAUAUAUAUAUAUAUAUAUAUAUAUAUAUAUAUAUAUAUAUAUAUAUAUAUAUAUAUAUAUAUAUAUAUAUAUAUAUAUAAUAUAAAAAUACAUUCAAAAUACUGAAAAAUAUUGUACUGAUUUUGCCAAAGAGCUGCUGUGAGAGAUUGUGUUGACACCGUUGUUACUAAAAAUGUUAUUUCUUAGUGAACUGAUCUUUUUCAUUGAGAGAGGCUUUUGUUUGAAGACUAAUAGAAGUAAUGUGUUAGUCUGAAUGCCAUUUCCUGUAGGUGAUCAUAAGACCAUUCGAAUUACAGCCUCUUCAUUGAAAAUUUAUGUCAGAAAUCACACCCAAAUGGACUUGACCAGUCAGCUAAUGUGUAUUAGAUGUUCAAAUAUAAAGAGCUAUACGAGUCAUUUAAGCAGGGAAUCCUUUCAGUUGCUAUUAUUGAUAUCAAACAUGAAUUUCUUCUAAUUCUACUGGUAAUGUACAGUAUGUUAACCCAUGUACUUUGUCAAAGAAUCUAUCAGAACUGUUUGGUCUUUAAUUAUAUGCACAACAUAGUGUUCCUUUUUUUCUCAAUGUGUUAAAUUUUCGGAAGAUUUGAGUUUAAUAAGAUGUGAAGGCUAGAUGUAGGAGCUUUGCUGAAGCUUUCCUUGAGUAGAAUGGUUGUAAUUAUUGUUUUCAAGACAUGUUUGGGGGUUUCAAACUCUGAGAACUGGUAAAGAUUACUCAUUUAUGCUACGAGCUCUUUCUUUUGAAUUAGUUUGGAGACCAUUGUUUAGAUUUUUUUUUCCCCUUUCUGGUUUAUUUGUGUAGCAAGGGAGACUGGAAAUACCCAAAAGCCAGACCUCUCUUGCUUCAUGUUUCACUCUGUAAAUAUCACAGAUUUUGAAAAGUGUACAUAUGUGAAAGUGAAGAGAAAAGCAAAGCAGAUGGUAUAUAAAUAUAUAUAUUUUUUUUGCAUCCAAUAUUGUUUUCUUUAACUACCUGGAGAAAUAAAACUUUUCUUUAUUGGGCUUAAAACGUCUAAUUUUCCUAAUCUCA
Cyprinus carpio (common carp) is the source of this 2875-nucleotide messenger RNA. Its product is annotated as PHD finger protein 23B. The record is from RefSeq and is a predicted model, not a curated record. Gene Ontology annotation, biological process: negative regulation of autophagosome assembly; negative regulation of autophagosome maturation; positive regulation of protein ubiquitination. NCBI's taxonomy places the organism in Eukaryota, Metazoa, Chordata, Actinopteri, Cypriniformes, Cyprinidae.